Molecule: messenger RNA, 813 nt
Organism: Polistes canadensis
Lineage: Eukaryota; Metazoa; Arthropoda; Insecta; Hymenoptera; Vespidae
Product: piggyBac transposable element-derived protein 4-like
Exons: 2
Coding region: 1-813 (270 amino acids)
Source: RefSeq, a predicted model, not a curated record
AUGAAGACAUUUUUGGGCCUGAUCGUUCUCAUGGGACAAGUAAAGAAGGACGUUCUCUACGAUUAUUGGUCUACAGACCCAUCUAUAGAAACGCCGUUCUUCUCUAAGGUUAUGAGCAGAAACAGAUUUUUACAAAUAAUGCAAAGCUGGCAUUUUUGUAACAAUAACGAUUUUUCUCCCAAUUCGCAUAGGCUGGUGAAGGUCCAGCCUGUCAUCGAUUAUUUCAAGGAAAAAUUUAACAACGUAUAUAAAUCAGAUCAACAAUUGUCUCUAGAUGAAUGUUUAAUUCCGUGGAGAGGUAGACUGUCAAUCAAAACAUAUAAUCCCGCAAAAAUCACAAAAUACGGAAUACUGAUCAGACUGCUGUCUGAAGCUCGUACAGGAUACGUAUCCAACUUUUGUGUGUAUGCCGCUGAUGAAAAAAAAUUAGAAGAGACUGUAUUAUCGGUCAUUGGACCGUAUAAGAACAUGUGGUACCAUAUAUAUCAAGAUAAUUACUGUAAUAGUGUCAACAUGGCUAAAAUUUUUUUAAAAAAUAAAUUGCGAGUUUGCGGGACGAUUCGAAAGAACAGAGGUCUUCCUCAAAUACUUCAAACUGCCAAACUUUCAAGAGGCCAACAUCAAUUUCUUAGAAAUGCCCAUAUUUUAUUACAAGUAUGGAAUAAUGGCAAAAGGAACGUACACAUGAUCUCGACAAUAUUAGGUGUACAAAUAAGUUUUCGCCACCUUCAAAAUACCGGCAGGGUAAAAAUAACACCAUUGAAUCAAAAGAAGAAAUUGAAUCAGAAACAAAUCGAUUGGAAUAGCACAUAA